This is a messenger RNA of Coregonus clupeaformis (lake whitefish), 1560 nucleotides long. RefSeq names its product mitochondrial uncoupling protein 2. Lineage: Eukaryota; Metazoa; Chordata; Actinopteri; Salmoniformes; Salmonidae. The coding region runs from base 385 to 1320 and encodes 311 amino acids. Gene Ontology annotation, molecular function: oxidative phosphorylation uncoupler activity. Gene Ontology annotation, cellular component: mitochondrial membrane. The transcript is spliced from 8 exons. The record is from RefSeq and is a predicted model, not a curated record. Gene Ontology annotation, biological process: mitochondrial transmembrane transport; mitochondrial transport; response to cold.
UAAGGGGUUAUAAAAAACCUACUGCUGUUCUUUUACCGCUGUAUGACUCGAGGAUUCACUCUAUAGGUUAGGAAUUCACGUGUUAUAACGAGGCAUCAACACAAAAGGAUUUCACAUAGUUUUUUCCUGAUCCAACUUUUCACUCUUCUAUUUACGAAUGUGUAGUAUGUUUCUUGGAUACAUCGUUUUAGAACGUUUUUCUAUGGAAGAAAAAGGCAACCAAAUCAUAGUUCAAAGUAAUUUCGACCAGAGACACACCUUUAGAGAAUCCUGAUCUCUGCCUUCACCGUCCGGGUGUCUUAAGUGAAGAAUUGGCUCCCUUCCCUGUCUCGUCUUCACCUCAUCAGUCUUCUUAAAUAUUCACAUUCCAUUCAUCUUGAUAAAAUGGUUGGAUUCAGACCUACGGACGUGCCCCCAACCGCUGCUGUGAAGUUUAUCGGUGCUGGAACAGCGGCCUGCAUUGCUGACCUAUUCACCUUUCCAUUGGACACAGCCAAAGUCCGGCUACAGAUCCAGGGAGAGGGGAAAGGUGCGGCAGCUAGUCAUGGCACAGCAGUGCGGUAUCGGGGCGUGUUUGGUACCAUCACCACCAUGGUGCGUACAGAGGGGGCCAGGAGCCUCUACAGCGGGCUGGUGGCAGGGCUCCAGAGGCAGAUGAGCUUUGCCUCUGUCCGCAUUGGCCUCUACGACUCUGUCAAGUCAUUCUACACCAAAGGCUCUGACCAUGUAGGGAUUGGCAGUCGCCUGCUGGCGGGCUGUACCACUGGAGCCAUGGCAGUCGCAUUAGCCCAACCCACAGAUGUGGUGAAGGUGCGCUUCCAGGCACAGGCUAGUUCCUCUGGGCCAAACCGGCGUUACCAUGGCACCAUGGAGGCCUACAAGACCAUCGCCAAGGAAGAGGGCAUGCGUGGCCUGUGGAGAGGUACUGGCCCAAACAUUGCCCGCAAUGCUAUCGUGAACUGCACUGAACUGGUUACAUAUGACCUAAUCAAGGACGUACUUAUUAGAAACACACCCCUGACUGAUGACCUCCCCUGCCACUUCACAUCUGCAUUCGGUGCAGGAUUCUGCACCACUGUGAUUGCCUCUCCUGUGGAUGUGGUGAAGACGAGAUAUAUGAACUCUGCCCUCGGCCAGUACAGCAACGCCCUCAACUGUGCUAUUGCCAUGGUGACCAAGGAGGGACCCAUUGCCUUCUACAAAGGGUUCAUGCCCUCUUUCCUCCGACUGGGCUCGUGGAACGUGGUGAUGUUUGUUACAUAUGAGCAGCUGAAACGUGCCAUGAUGGCUUGCCGCCAAAACUACACCACUCCUCUGUAGACCUGGCAAUUGGCUGCAGUGGAGGGUGAUUCUGUGCUGAUGUGGUUGCUUUUAUUCAACAACAAAAAAUGAACAUACCUUUUUGUGGCCCUUGUAGUUUCCAUUUUUAAACCAUUUUUCACUCAAGUAUGUUCCUUCAUUCACCUUUCACUCAAGUGUGUUCCUGAGACUGAAAAGCUGUUCUUUCUAUUGUCUUUUUAAGCUCUAACUUCUGACAAUAAAAUUGAUAUUUUUAAUUGA